Molecule: messenger RNA, 213 nt
Organism: Racocetra persica
Lineage: Eukaryota; Fungi; Glomeromycota; Glomeromycetes; Diversisporales; Gigasporaceae
Source: the annotation of a GenBank genome assembly
AUGAAAAUAAAUAGAUUGAUAAAAUUGAAGAACAAGAUAAAGCAAACCUACUAUAUUGAAGAAAGAGACAAAGAUAAUAACCUUUUAUUCUACAACCCUUGGACUGAUGUUGUUACUGACAAAAAUCCUGCAAUAUAUAUUGCUUUAACUGCUGAAGUUUCUACAACUUCUCUUUUAACUGUUAAUACUUCUUUGAAUAGACAACAAAGGGAA